AUGAAAGCUUUUCUCAAGAGUUCAGAUGGUAUUUUUGUUCUGAGGCCAAAGAUAACUACUUUAGGAAGGCACGAAGAUUCAGACAUUAUCCUUAAGUCUCCAAAUGUUGACGAUCAUCAUGCCGCUAUCGAGUUCACGGAGUCAGAAAACGUCUUCGUCCUCCGAGAUUUCAACUCCACUCAUGGAACGUUUGUCAACGAUUGCCACAUCCAGAACGCAGCAGUGAAAGUUAGCCCUGGAGAUGUUUUGCAGUUUGGCUCCAAUGGAACCGGCUUUGAGCUUGUGGUCGAGAGCGCUCCUCAGGAAAAGGUAUCGUGUCCACCAGUGACGCGCCGUGCUGCCUGGCCCGGGCAGCUGCAGGUAGUCACAGAGAUGAAAGCUCUUCCGGCAGCGGCGUCUCAGUUUCCAUUCCUUCAGUCGCAUCCGCUACCUCACGCCAGCAGUAGCUGGACCUACGGGGCAAGUGGGACUUCGCCGCAUCCUCCGCUCAGGAAGAAACCCAUGAACGCUUGGGGCAGAGUGGUCUCAUCCCCGUCUUUCUCUCCCAGUGCUUUCGGCAGGCCGCCGGCAGAUACGUUAGGAACCGGAACUGCUACUGGUCCUUUGCCAAGCGCCCAUUACACCGACUCACCUCCCAAGGAGAAGGACGAGCUCCCUAUGAAAACAGAAAACGGAAUCAGCCGUCACUCCAGCUAUGAAGGUGAGUCCAGUCGCAAGGAUACAGUGAUAGCGAAUCUUCAGGACGAGCUUGCGGCGAUGACGGAGAAGACAGUGGAGGCUCUUGCCAGGAAAGAUGCCGUGUUUCAUCAGAAGCUCCGGACUCUCAACCAGGACAUUGAAGCAAAGGCAGAAGAAAUUAAGGCUUUGAAAGAGCAGGUUUCCCACCUGCAGCAAAACACAAGUGAAGUGUUGUGCCAUUCCCUUUCAGAAAGAGACCUCCAGAUUGCACACUGGAAGCAAGAGAUUGAGAAUUUGAAGAAAAGCAAUUCUCUGACUUCAGGGCUGGUGACCAGUUUGCAAAAAGACAUCACGUCAAAGGAGCAGAAGAUGCAGCAGCUGAGAAUUGAUAUGGAGAAAUUAAGGCGCGAGAACAGGGAGAAGGACAACCAACUUGCGCAUGUGUCCGCCCAGUGUUCUAGAAUUAAAGAUGAAAUGAAGCGUGAAUUCAGAGAGAGAGAAGUAAAUGCCUAUCAGAAUCGUAUUGCUGAACUUGAGCAGCAAAUAAAGAGAGCGGAAGAAGAAUUACAGAAAUCCCGCGCCGAGCAGGAAACCUUAACCAAAAGGCUUGCAGAAAAAACAAAGGCUGAGGAGGAGCUGCAAAGGGAAUGCGAGAGGAAGUUGCAGCAGGUGCAAGAAAUGGGGCGCCGAGAACGCCUUGCCAAGUUGGACCUGGAGACAGCGGGAGCUCAGGCGCAGCUUUUCAGAAGGCAAAUGACUGAAUGCCUUUUGUCAGAACUUCCAGAGGAGCCAGUAUCAGAUCAACAGAUCAUCAAGCGGAUCAGUGAAAUUAAGAAGAGCAGCAAGGAGUUUUCUCGCACGGAGAAGUUGCUGAGAGAGGAAAUCCAUGUCAGAGCAGCCAAAGAGAGAGCCACAACUGAGCAAUUUGAGCUGCUGAAGGAAUCAUUGGACGGAUUUCAGGCUUUUUUGGAAACCCCCUACUGCAGCAGCAGCUUGAGGAAGGAGGUCUGCAGUCUUCAAAACCUGAGCGUCGCCCCGCCAGUCUCAUGGGUCCAGGGCUGGGCAGCUGAAGUCUUGUGUGGCUUGCUGAGCUGGGUGGAUGCAGUGGAAGGUCUCCUCUUGGAUAUGGGACUCGACAUCUCCGACUCUGAGAAAGGAAUGGCCUCCUACAUGAAGAAGCUGUCGGACCACCACUUGAGCACCAUGGGCGAGCUUCAAGCCUUACAGACCCGGCUAAGGCUGGCAGAAGAGUCCCAGCAUUCUCUGCUGAGAGAGAAGAUGAAUGAAAUGAAAGCCGAGCUCGAGAAGGAGUUCCAGGACAAAGAGCAAACACUCCUGGACAAAGUGAAGAUUCUGGAGGAGACAGCUGCCCUGGAGAAAGAAAAAUUAAACGAAGUUAUAGAGGGAGAAAAGAAAAAAGUCCAGGAUUUGAAAACUGAGAUGGAACGGUUGGCUGAGGAAACUAAACAUAGAAUUGAAUCAGAGGAGGCUUUGAAUGCCAAGCUAAGAGAGACUUUGGAGAGCCUAGAAGAGGCUAAGAGAAAGAAGAUGGUGGCAGAAGAGAAAUUAGCCAUCUGGGAGACACAGCUGAAAAUCAUCGAGAAUGAAAAAGAAAUACAGAAACAAAAGCAUCAGGAGGAGUUUGCAGAAUAUAAGGAGCAGAUCAGGCAACAUUCGCAGACGAUCGUCGCUAUGGAGGGAAGGCUGUCGGAGGCUGCCCAGUACCUGAAGAAGGUGAAGGAGGAAAAUUUCAAGUUUCGGCAGCAAAUAGAAGGUUGGGAAAAAUUAGCAGCCGCGAGGCACGAAAUCCUUUCAAAGCACGCUGUAAUCUUGGAACUAAAGAAGGAGCUCUCGGAAGCCAAAGCCAGGAUGUCCGACGUGAUUGGAGAACUGAGUGAAAAGCAAAAGAUGGAACUGGAGCAGAAGCGCAGUCUGGUCCACAGCCUGGCGCAAGAACUGAACCAGCUCCGAGAGAAGCUGUAUGAGAUGUCCAAGCUGGUGGACAGGAAGGAUGUAGACCUUAAAGCCGCAAAUGAAGAAUUAAGUCUCUUUGCUGAAGCUCACGUGUCCUCUCACUUUGCGGGAAAGACUGGAGCCUGGUUUUGUGUGCCGUCCUUGGACCUGGCUGACCUGGGAGCGAAAUGCAAAGGCUCCAGACACGAGGAGACCAUCUUGCGCCAAAAAGACGCCCUGACCGAACUGCGGGAAAGGAUCAAAGUGCUGGAGAGGACUCGGCCUUCGGGAUUUAAAGAGAAAACCGCGGAGCCACUUAUAGUACUAAAAAAAGACCUUACUGAGAAAAGGGAUCGAAAAACAGAGAAAGAACGUGAGCUGUCACCGGCGGUGACAGGUGUGGAUGCUAAUAAGCUUCAGAGCAGCAUUUGUAGUACAGAUCCCAAUGUGGCAAUAGAAAGGACUGCAAAGUUGGAGAUGGCGGAUGCUUUAGACCUCAGUGAAAACAUGUACCUCACCCUGAUUCGGGAUCUAGCCAGCCUGAUGGACGUGAAGGAGCUGCUGGGAAUGCAGACGGUCAAGCACCUCCCCCACGACGAGCGGGCCAAGGUCAGGCUGCUGAGGCAGAAGGACCUCGAGCUGCUGUUCGACAAGAUCAGCAGGCUGAAGCACCGUCUGGAAAGGAAGGAGGUGUUGUUGAAAGAGUACGAGAAAGACGCCGGGCAGUUCAGGACAAACACACUGUCUCUGCAAGGGUGCCACGCCGAGAUGUCCAAGCUAGCCGACAGGAUCUACCGGGAAGCCGAAGAGAACACUUUGCUGAAAGAAGCUCUGGAGAGGACAAGACUGCAGCUGAGCCAGGAGAAGAAGCUGAACAGGGUUCUGAAGCAGCAUAAGGCAGCCGCCAAAAAGAAAACGUUCCCCGAAAACCAGAAGAUGGCUGAGAGACCAGUAGAAGCCUAUAAGAAAAGAGCACACUACAGUGCCUCAGCGUAGGCAUCCCACUUGCCAGACUCCUCUAGAGUAAGAGUAAUGGGGCCGUAUGCUUGUCCGUUUCUGUAAAUACGAUAAAUGAUGCAGCAUUUUAUAAAAAAACA
Gekko japonicus is the source of this 3728-nucleotide messenger RNA. It is a transcript of the gene FHAD1, whose product is annotated as forkhead-associated (FHA) phosphopeptide binding domain 1. The coding region runs from base 1 to 3627 and encodes 1208 amino acids. NCBI's taxonomy places the organism in Eukaryota, Metazoa, Chordata, Lepidosauria, Squamata, Gekkonidae. The record is from RefSeq and is a predicted model, not a curated record. The transcript has 27 exons. Gene Ontology annotation, molecular function: protein binding.